CGCUUUCCUCUACAGCACAACCUGCUAUUUAAUGCAGAGAGCAUUGUAAGUGCUUACCACAAGAGCCAGAUUCAACCUCUCUCUAUAAACCUCAUAAUUCUUCGAGCUUUAUCCCCGGCUAUAAAAUCUCAUCCUCUGGAAGAAAGGGAAAAAAAAAAUCGCACUAUUUUGCUAUCUGUCACAACAGGAUUGUCGGUACAUUAACAGAUUACAUUCUGGGUUUCAGGCAGAUUUUGCAGGAUUUCAUUUGCUUAAAAGGCCACUCUGACUUUUUGGAUGGCUCUCAAAUACAUAUCUCUCUCUUUUUUAUGAUUAAUUUUCUCCCCCUCUCCCUGCUUUUGUUUUUCUUCUUCUUAACACGGAUUGGUAUAUAUUUCAAGUAAUAUUCCCCCCUUUUUUUUUUUUAGAAGCGGCAGACAGAAGAGGCAGUCACAUGGACCACAGAGUUACUACUGGCAGACAAGUCAACUAGCAAAACGUCUCACCACUCUGCUUAUAAGGGUCCUCCCAACGACUCCUGUUUCAGAAUCGUUCCAACAUUAGGAAAUUCAAACAACAGUCAAAUUCCCUGAGCCCAUUUGGAUACCAGCUCAAGAGCAUAUGCAAAGCAGGAAAUUAGCUGAUAGAUAAGAGACGAACAAACAUCACUAGCUGCCAGGUGUCUACCUGAAAAGAAGAACAUUCUCUGAGGUCAUCUUCACCAUACGACUUCCACCAUGGAUGAAAUGGACGCACCCCAGAUGAAGAAGGAAGUUGAAAGUCUGAAAUACCAGCUGGCCUAUAAGAGAGAGAUGUCUUCAAAGUCUAUACCUGAGUUGUUAAAGUGGAUUGAAGAAGGCGUACCAAACGAUCCCUUUCUUAACCCGGAACUAAUGAAGAAUAACCCCUGGGUAGAAAGAGGCAAAUGUAGCAUCCUGUAGAAGGACCGGAUGGAACCUAAUCCCACUCUGAAUGUACUUACUGAAAAUAAAAAAAAAAUACAAAAAUAAAAAUAGCUUACACAAAUGACAAUAGGGUAAAGAUAAGAAGUUUAGAUAUGCAUUAUAUGGCAUUGACCCGCAGAGCUUAAUAACAAACUAUAGCAACAGAAACAAGGGUGCUGGAAUCAUAUGGUGGUCUGAAUACUAAAUAACCAAUACACAGUGUGGAUGGACUGUGCGGUAGCAUUGCUGUAAUGAUUAGAUCUUGUUUUGUUUUUAACCUAAAAAUUAUAAUCUAAGAUUCUAUUUUUGUUUUUUUUGUUUGUUUAAAUGUUGCAAGAUGCUUUGCAGUGAAAGAAUUAGAAAAAAGGAUAAAUUGCACUUCUACGUACGCUGGUCGGCAGAUUUGUAUGACAGCAAUAAAAAGAGGCCGGCGCUUUCCCUGAAAAGCGCACAGUGCAAUAUUCAACGCGUAUUGCUCUGAUGUAGCGAAGCCCUGUUCCUGUACCAGGCAGACGUUACUUCUGGUCCUCCAUAUGCCAUGGAUCAGAUUUCCCAUAAUGCACAGUAAUCCUUUGGUUAACUAAGCAUCAUGGGAAAUUGCUUAUGCAAGGCCAAUGGCUGUCCUUCUGUGAUAUGUUACGCACCGUUACGUUUUCCAGGUUAGUCAUUGGAGGCGUAUGAAGUAACUAAAGCAAGAUGUUCCCCGUUUCUUUAUAUGCUUUUUGUUUAAAAAAACAAACAAACUUGAAAGCAAAAUAAUUUCUGAAAUUAGAAAUAUUCAUAUCUAAUAAACUCUGUGCAAUUUUUUU
Pelobates fuscus (common spadefoot toad) is the source of this 1732-nucleotide messenger RNA. RefSeq names its product G protein subunit gamma 13 (gene GNG13). Gene Ontology annotation, molecular function: G-protein beta-subunit binding. The record is from RefSeq and is a predicted model, not a curated record. Gene Ontology annotation, cellular component: heterotrimeric G-protein complex. NCBI's taxonomy places the organism in Eukaryota, Metazoa, Chordata, Amphibia, Anura, Pelobatidae. Gene Ontology annotation, biological process: sensory perception of taste; phospholipase C-activating G protein-coupled receptor signaling pathway. The transcript has 4 exons. Bases 717 to 920 code for a protein of 67 amino acids.